AUGUAUAGCACUGAAACUCCUCCUCAGAUGACUCCCGAGAGCCCACCUGAAUCAUUUACUGCCGAUGGUGACAUAGCAAACAAUGAGACAGUCUCGAUGCUGGCUCUUCACGCGAGCGCACAUACCCCAGCGCCGUCCGCGCUGGGAAUGCCGUCCAUUUCAAGCGCGGGCGUUGACACACCGUCAUCUGGGAGCCUCGACUUGCUGUUGGAUGCUCCCGACAUCGGGCCGCAACAGACCUCCGAUCGUAUGUCAGAGACGGUGUAUGUUCCCUUAUCCGCCACACACACAUCGUCGGAGACAGAGUUCUCCGUCCCUCAACUCGUGGAUAUUGGUCUCGAGAACCCAGACGAGACUGCGGCCGACUUAAUCGCCCCUGCCGGCCGUGUUCACGGACGUGCCAACUUGGCAAUGCAUGGGUUUCUGGUGAGGAGGGAUGAUCCAUUCGUCAGGCUCAUCCAUCCAGGCAAUACCCGUGCCUACAUCGAUCAGUCAAAACGAGAGAUGGCUGAGCGGAUUGAGAUGAUGAUGACACCUUUUCUUGGCAAGGAUGGGUUGUAA
Molecule: messenger RNA, 561 nt
Organism: Clonostachys solani
Lineage: Eukaryota; Fungi; Ascomycota; Sordariomycetes; Hypocreales; Bionectriaceae
Source: the annotation of a GenBank genome assembly